UCUCAGCGCAGCAUCCUCUACCCCUAGCGGCCCCGGGAUGUGAGCUUGGUAGUGGGGGGGCGAGGACUAGGGAUUUUGAGCCACGAUUUAGUGCGUUCAGUUCCAGUGCAUUUAGGAAAGUCUGCCCACUUCACCCGCAGAAAUGAGCGGCGGGUUGGCCCCAAGUAAAAGCACCGUGUAUGUAUCCAACUUGCCCUUUUCUCUGACCAAUAAUGAUUUAUUCCGGAUAUUUUCCAAGUAUGGCCAAGUUGUAAAGGUUACUAUAAUGAAAGACAAAGAUACCAGGAGGAGUAAAGGGGUUGCAUUUAUUUUGUUUUUGGAUAAAGACUCUGCACAAAACUGUACCAGAGCAAUAAACAAUAAGCAGUUAUUUGGUAGGGUAAUAAAAGCAAGCAUUGCUAUUGACAAUGGAAGAGCAGCUGAGUUCAUCCGAAGACGGAACUACUUUGAUAAGUCUAAGUGUUAUGAAUGUGGGGAAAGUGGACACUUAAGUUAUGCCUGUCCUAAAAAUAUGCUUGGAGAACGUGAACCUCCAAAGAAGAAAGAGAAAAAGAAAAAAAAGAAAGUUCCUGAGCCAGAAGAAGAAAUUGAAGAAAUAGAAGAAAGUGAAGAUGAAGGAGAAGAUCCUGCUCUGGACAGUCUCAGUCAGGCCAUAGCUUUCCAGCAAGCCAAAAUUGAAGAAGAACAAAACAAGUGGAAACCCAGUUUGGGGGGCCCUUCAACAUCAGAUGAUUCAAGACGCCCAAGAAUAAAGAAAAGCACAUAUUUCAGUGAUGAAGAAGAACUCAGUGACUAAACUUAUACUUCUUAUUAUGUAAAUAUCAUUUUUAAAUGUUCAUCUUGAAGCACCACAUUUAUUUGGACUCAAGACUACUUUUAGAAAUUGAGCAUACAAACAGUACCAAAUAGUUUGGUUUUUUUUUUUUUACUACAAAAUAGUCCAUAGAAGCUGCAAAAUACUUUUCAUGUAUCAUGUUUCCAUCUUGCAUUAGCAGAGUGGAUGGAAAAAACAAGAUUUGUUAUUAAGCAUCACUCUUGAAAAUAGUUCAUUAGAAUUAAAAAAAAAAAAAGUACCAGAGUAAUGCUAUCGUCAUCCCAAGAAAAAUAAAUAGAUUUGUUUGAGACGUUCAUUAUACUAGUUUAUUCACAUCUGAUGGUUUACAUGCGGACUUUUAAAAUAAUUUUCAUCUUUAGGAAAAAGAAGUCCAUAAAGACUGUGAAAAGUUGGAUGAUUUACUGUUGUUCAGUGUUAAUAAAAAUGUCAAGAGAAUUUUAUUUUUAAA
Molecule: messenger RNA, 1283 nt
Organism: Erinaceus europaeus (western European hedgehog)
Lineage: Eukaryota; Metazoa; Chordata; Mammalia; Eulipotyphla; Erinaceidae
Gene: ZCRB1
Product: zinc finger CCHC-type and RNA binding motif containing 1
Exons: 8
Coding region: 143-796 (217 amino acids)
Biological process (GO): mRNA splicing, via spliceosome
Cellular component (GO): U12-type spliceosomal complex
Molecular function (GO): zinc ion binding; RNA binding
Source: RefSeq, a predicted model, not a curated record